UGUGUAUGUGCGUCGCGCUGGCCCCGACACGGAGCGUCCCGUCCGACUUUUUUUCCACGCAUUUCCGAAUUCCAAGGGCGGAAAUAUCCGUCGAGCACGGCCCCAGCGAGUUUCUACACCCCGGUGCGCGUCGUCCGCAGCGGGAGCGUCGCGACGGCCCCGCUUUUAAGUCGAACGAUCGGACGAAAUAGGGGUUGAUUGUGGGUAGAGUGGUGUGGUGACAGAUCCGCGUUUCCUGGUUCGAAUUGGGGCGCUCGGUGGAUCGCUGUUUGGAGCUUUAUUUUAACUGGUGCUGGUGGAUAUUGUGUGUAGCUUUUCGAAGAGGAUAUAUUGUAUGUUUUUUCGUUGUUCGGGAAUUUGAAUUUUCGCCAGUCCGUGCGCCAUUUUGCGCGAGGGUUUUUAGGCGUAUACAGUUCGAGUUGAUGUCGGUUUUGGGGUGGAUUUUGUCGUCGGGUUAUCGGCGUUGCGACGCAAAAGGACGCCAAUCGACGUGUUAUUAGAAGAUAUUAAAAGGACGAAAUGUGGUAGGCGAGGCUAGGGGGGUCAGCCCCCCUAUCGACCUGGCGCCGCCAUCACGGAUCACAACGGCGACCGACACAGAUGUCCUGACAACGGGCCCAGGGCCACCAGAAUGCCAACGGACGACGACUAUGGCCGCAGCAGACAUCAGACCACGUCGGCGCCGUACGGCGCCGGCGCCCAAUGUCAAUCGCCCGCUCGGGCCGCUCAUUGUCCUGUGGGCUGCCCUCCUGGCGCCGACAAGCACCACCACCCGGACCCGCCCGGCUUCGCCGCCGAUCGCCUGUUCGCCGCCGAUCGCCCGCCCGCCGGCGACCGCUACCCGCCCGUCUCGGAGCGGUACCCGCUCGGCGACCGCCCCCCGACCGCCCUCGCCGCCGGCAAGGAGCCCGACCGGUACGCGGCGCGCUUCGAUCGCUACCAUUCGGACCGGUACCCGAGGACCGGCAAGGAACCCGACGGUGGCUACGCCGCCAAAUCGCCGCCGAAGGACUGCAAGCAGGAGUUGUACCACGGGCGGUACGAGCGGUACGCAGGCGGAGGCGGCGGCGAUCGCUUUCCUGCUAUACCGUGUCCGGAGAGAUUCGCGACGCAGGAGCGGCUCGAGCGGCCCGAGAAGAUGCCUUUCUCUCAGGUGUCGUAUUUGGAGCCUCCCUCGCCGGCGCCCGCUAGCGACAGAUUCUUCCCGCCGCCGCCGCUCUCGCCCGCCAACACUCCCAGUCCGGAUUGUUUUUCGAACAACACGUUCCCGUCUCCGACGGCGACGGCGCCGCCUUCGGAGCGCUUCGUGCCGCCGCCGCCGCUCUCGCCCUCGCCCACGGAGGCGUACGAAAGGUACGACAAAUUGCACCGCUACCAAGGGUACUCGUCGUCUCCGAACAUCCCGUCGGCAGAUCGAUCGGCGCACAAUAACGACACCAGGUAUAAAGAACGGUACGGCCACAAUUACUCGGAUAGAUACCAGCAGCAGGGUAACCAGCAAAAUUACCAAAACGAUAAAUAUGUAACGAACGAUGGUAGGUUUAUAAACGACAGGUACGUACCGCCCAACGCUCAUAUGCCGGUAGAGCGGUACGUACCGCAACCUCAAGAACCGUACUUCGCGAAUUACCAAAACUACGGCUACAAAACCUUCAACAACAGCGAUCCUUACAUGCGAAGAGAUCUCGCCUUCCAUUAUCGACUGCCUAUACCUUACAGCAACAACUACCAGAGGAUCAGAUUCACCGGUACGCCCGGCAGAUUCAAGUGUUGCCAGUUCCAAGAUGGCUACCAGAUGUGCAAAUCGAGCCCGGGCUCGAGCUCGAGCAGCUCGGUGACCAGCCAAAAGGAGGCGGCGUCGGCGUCGGCGUCGGCGUGCUCCAGCGACGUCCAGUGCCAAAGCUACCACGGCAACAAGGAGUACUUCCAGCAGGAGAAGGCCGUGCAGUGCGCCAAGGGCGCCUGCCGGCACGGCGUCUGCGCCAGCCCGUCGGUGGAGUACGUGGGGGCGUCGGGCGGGCGUCACGUCUGCGCGACGCCGCCGCCGCCCCCCAAAGGCGCCGGUGGCGCCGACGGCGGCGGCGCCUGCAACGAGAAUUGCUAUCCGAGGCGGUCGCAGAGUACUCUCACCGUUACCGUGUGGAGAGGCGCCCCGCAGGCGGCGAAUCCCGCCGCCCAAACGCCCAAACACCAGGAACGGGCGCUGACGCCGCCCGCCCCCAAGCCGGUCCAGCGCCCUGCGACGCCCUCGGCCCAGCCGGAGCCCCCGCAGAAACAGGAAUCGGGCGAUUACGCGGAGAACGCGCCCGUCAAAUCGCCCCAAAUGGGCGGCUCGCCGCCCGUCCGGACGCCCGUCCACCAGCGGGCGGUGUCGAUGCCCGUCGCGACGCCCGCCGACCGGCCCCGGCCCGCCGCCCACCAGCAACAAUCCAGGCCGGUGAAUUAUUCGCAGAGCGAGAGGAUUCCGAACAGGGAGAGGCCGGCUUUGAACAGGACGUUGAGCAGAAAGGAGAUGAUUAAGAAGUACAUUAGAAAGGAGACGGCGAAUUUCUUCGGCGUCGACGAGGACAACGAGAACGAACAGCAACUCAGGUGGUUGGAUAGACGGAAAAGGAUGGCUUGCAGAACGAUGGGACCCCUGAAAGAGGAGUACUGCACGCCGAGCAUCAGCCGUUUCUCGCAAUCCCACCGUCGUACGCUCUCCGAAAUGGCGCAGUCCGCGCAAUCCGCCCACGUCGGUUCCGGUCAAUUGACCACCGAACGACCGGACGUGUUGCCCGGACCGUCCGAUCUACCGGACGCCGGCGUUUCGCCGCCGGAGGCGGUCCGCAGCGAACCGUCCAUCAGGCGAAAGGAUUCCGUGGCGAGGAUGACGUGGGACGGGCUGUCCUACGUCGUAACGACGUUGACGAGGAACCGGCCUCGACCGAGAUCCCAAUCGUCCCACUGGUCUCGAAGCUAUCCCCCCGAUACUCCAAGCGCUGCCUCAUCGCCCGAAGAGCAAUCGUUCUUCGAGAAACCGGUCGCGCCCGCCUCGCCUCGCGCCCCCGAAGGCGGCGGCGAUACCAUCGACAAGGCGGAGGCGGCGGCGUUGCCGCCCUACAGGGAGCGGGAGAGAGUGAGGUACGCGGACGUGCCGAGCAACGCCGGAUGGAGAAUAGAUCAGCACGAGGUGAUUUUGAGGCACGGCGAGCGCCGUUCGAACGGUGCGAGAGGAUCGAGGAUACCGACGAGCACGUUGGACAGGGUGUUGGACAAUUCCGAUCGGAGACAGUACGGCAUGGGAUGGGUGGGACGGAUGUUCGGGCACUCGUUCAGGAAAUCUGUCACUCAAGACGCGAAAGUUCGCGAGCAAUUAGACGAUAUGGAGGACCACCGGCCGAUGUUCACCUAUUGGGUGACCACCGUGCAGAUAUUGGUGUUGUUUAUUUCGAUCGUUUGUUACGGUAUUGGGCCCUACGGGAUCGAUUUACAAUCGCGUUCCGGUCAAGUGUUGGUUACCAGUUUGUCCUUGCAGCAGGUCGAUUACAUGGAACCCGCCAAUUUUUGGCUGGGUCCGAGGGCGGCCGAUUUGAUCCAUUUAGGGGCGAAGUUCGCGCCUUGCAUGAGGCUGGACGAUAAAAUUAAGAAGGAAAUCGAUAAGAUACAGGCGAAGGAAAGAGAAACGGCGUGUUGCAUCAGAAACGAUGAUUCCGGUUGCGUGCAAUCGUCGCAAGCCGAUUGUUCUUUGAGAGGAUUACGUCCGACUAAAACGAUAUCGACGUGGAAAAAAUGGAAGAUGGGAGAUUCCGGACCCGGAGGGAGAAUAUCGGGUUCGGUGUGCGGAUUGGAUCCGAAGUUCUGCGACGCGCCGGCCAGCGUGCACCCGUACGAAUGGCCCGACGACAUCACCAAAUGGCCCAUCUGUCGCAAGACCAACACCCAAUUCUCGGUGCAAAAGAACGGCAACGCGCCGCGCGACAAACUCGCCGAGCACAUGGUGUGCGAGGUGAUCGGCCACCCUUGUUGCAUCGGCAUCCACGGCCAAUGCAAGAUCACCACCAAGGAGUACUGCGACUUCGUCCGGGGCGCCUUCCACGAGGAGGCUUCGCUCUGUUCGCAGGUGUCUUGUUUGAACGACGUCUGCGGUAUGAUUCCGUUCUAUUUCCCCGACGCGCCCGAUCAAUUCUACAGGCUGUGGACGUCGCUGUUCCUGCACGCCGGCGUCCUGCAGUUGCUCAUCACCGUGCUGAUCCAGUACUUUCUGAUGCGCGAUUUGGAGAAGCUUACAGGCAGCUUGCGAAUCGGUAUCGUUUAUAUCGGUUCCGGCGUCGCCGGUAAUCUGGCCAGCGCCAUUUUCGUGCCCUAUCGAGCUGACGUGGGACCGUCCGGAUCGCAGUUCGGUUUGCUGGCCUGUCUGAUCGUAGAAGUCCUGAACGCUUGGCCGAUGCUGAAGCAUCCGAAUCAGGCGUUGUGCAAGCUGUUGUCGAUCACGUUGGUGUUGUUCGCCGUCGGGUUGUUGCCUUGGGUCGAUAAUUACGCGCAUCUGUUCGGUUUCGCGUUCGGUUUUCUUCUCUCCUACGCCUUCCUACCGUUCGUAUCGUUCGGCAAGUACGACAGGCACAAAAAGGUCUUUUUGAUUUGGGUGUGUUUGGCUGUCGCUUGGGUGCUGUUCAUACUGCUGGUGCUCCUCUUCUAUAUCAUACCGGUGUACGAUUGCGAGGUGUGCUCGUACUUUAAUUGUUUGCCCGUGACUAGGGAUUUUUGCGCGUCGCAGAAUAUUAAUUUCAAACGGGAGGAGCCUAUAGUAUGACGAAAGAGCAUACGGUUUAUGACCGUAUGUUUGGUUUCGUGGGUUUCGGUGCGCAAAGGGCAAGGUUUCGAAUGAUUCGAUGGUUGUUUUUCAUUUUGGAAUGUACGAUAAUAUCGUUACUGUCAUUAAAAAAUAUAUAUAGGGUGUUGGUUAAUUGAAUGCCGAUACUUCAGGAUGUGAAUAUUUGAUUGAUUUUAGGAAGAAAAGUUUAUAUUAAUGUGUGUCCUAAACCUCUUAGUUUUCGAGCUACGGGGUGUUAAAAUUAUAGAAAAAAAAUAACUUUUCUGUCAUAAUUUUCUUAUUACUCCAGUUAUUUUUGAGAAAUUUUGAGAAAACACUUUUUUUUAGAGAUAAAAAUUAAUUCUACUAUAAAAAUAUCUGCCGUAAAAAGAAAAUUAUGAUAGAAAAGUUACUUUUUUUUCCCAAAAUUUUAACACCCUGUAGCUCGAAAACUAAGAGGUUUAGGACAUACAUUGAUAUAAACUUUUCUUCUUAAAAUCAUCCAAAUAUUCACAUUCUGAAGUAUUGGGACUCAAUUAAUUAACACCCUGUAUGUGAUGAGCUGUCGCUGUGAUGGAAUCAUGUUUGGUAUAUCAUUCGAAACUGUUGCCGAGUCGCGUUUUAUUUUAAUUUGUCGUUUUAUUUAUAAAUAUAAAUAUCCCUUUUUAUUGCUCAAUAAAUAUUUUUUUUUGUUUUAUUUAUUAAUUAUUUUUUUUUGAUUCGUCGUCCUUUCAUCCUGUAUAUGUAGUGGUUGCGUAAAGUCGAAUGAUAAAAAGUGGACAAGAAGAAGGUUCUUUUCGAUAUAUAAACUAUGUGGUUCAUUUCGGUUUGUUAUUGGACGUGUGAAUUUGUUUUCGGAUAAAAAAACGACUUUUAAAAAUAUGUGAUAAAAGACUAUAUCGCGGUAUAAUGUACGUUUUAAGACACAUCUUAUUUUGAUAUUUGAAUAAUAUGCAAUGAAUAUUUGUUUUGGUUGGCAACGAAGAAUAUAUGCUACAAUGAACUUUUUUGCUGUUGGUCGCUUAGUUUAAAAUACCCCCCGACAGGACUAAUAAUUCUAUAGCUUUGAAACCGUUUUUUCGAGGUCUACCCGGGUCUACAAUAAAACGCCCGGGUCGAUUGUUAUUUCUUCAAAAAACCUAUGUAUAUUAAUAUCGUAUACAUUCCGUAAUCUUAUUAAUUUCUAUGUGUUACGAUUAAAAUAUAAAUAAAAAAAAAUUAUCAAAAAAUAUUUUCAUGACAUAGAUAAUCUGUAUAAAUCAGCAUGAGUGAAAAAAUCCAGAACAGGAGUAAUGUAUAUAAUAUAUGAUAAUAUAAAACAGUAUGGUAUGUACGUGUUUUUCAUUUAGGUGUGGAAAAAUUGAUUUUUGUAAAAUUGUGACAAAAUUAUUAUUCAUUUCCCCGAAAAGUUAUACGUUUAUCUACAUGCAUAAAAUCGACUAUUGUUUCUUAUUUAUUCGUCGAAACUACAAAAAAAAAGUUCGUUUUCUAUUAAUAUUUCCCUUCGAAUGAGGCGGACUAGCUCCAAUAAACAAGUAUAUACAGGGGCCUAAAUUUUAUUUUCUCGACAUUAUUCGAAUAAACACAUCCGCUUUUUUUUCAUUUCGAAACGUUGUCAAAAACUCUCGAAAUGUUAAUAGACCAAAAACGACUUUUGCUUCGAGACGAAACAUACCUAAGAUGUAUAUUAUAAUGUAACAAAAAAAAUACACGUACGUCUAUCAACGUUUCUCGUCAUAACCCAUGCAACAAUAAAAAAAACAAUAUUAAAAUUUAUUUAUUAUACCCGUUAGCGGUCGAAUCGAAUUAUCGCGUGUAUGACGAGAAAUUAAAAUCUCCGACGUCGAAUUUAUAUGUAAUAUUAUGACUGAAAAUUCGUUUGAAUUUCCCAAUUUCGUUUCGACAAAAAAUAAAUUGUACAUUUACAUUGUAAUAUUAUAACAUCAGGUGUUACCACUAAGACCAAGCCUUAACAUUAUGAUAAUGUAAUAAAAUACUUCUGCA
Messenger RNA from Phyllotreta striolata, 6796 nucleotides. Lineage: Eukaryota; Metazoa; Arthropoda; Insecta; Coleoptera; Chrysomelidae. The record is from the annotation of a GenBank genome assembly.